This is a messenger RNA of Geodia barretti, 3100 nucleotides long. Lineage: Eukaryota; Metazoa; Porifera; Demospongiae; Tetractinellida; Geodiidae. The record is from the annotation of a GenBank genome assembly.
CACCAGCUAGUCCAGCAGCUUAGCACACGGUCGAGAAUGGAUGCACCUACGCUGGCAGUCGAAGUUAACAAGGCCUGCGAAGUUCUCACUGACCUUCGCUACUUUCGAGACGAAGCCAGUACGUCGGCGGCGCUUCGAACCAUUUGCCGACUUCUAAACGAAGCUGCGGGCGGAGAAGAGCGUUCCUUCAUCUACCAGGUGGCCACCUCGGCAGGCGGAGUGUCCGCGCUGCUGGGAAUCAUCCGCUGCUGUCCCUCUAUCAGUGUUCUUGCGGACGCAGCCAGUUGCCUCUCUCUACUAGUCCAGGGGAACGAGCGAGCUGCGCUGGACCUCGCAUCACGUGACGUCCUCUCCCCUCUCCUCCCGCUGCUCUACCCGCGAAAACAGCAACAUUCCUCCUCCUCGGACGAGCGCUCCAAAUACCCUCUCUCCUCUCACUCGCGAUUUCUGUGGACUCGCGAACGGCUCCCUUUGUACGAAGCUGCGUCAUCGGCGUUGCGCAAGCUCACCUACCACUCCUCAGACCUGGAACGAACAUUGGCACAGAGGGGUGGCAUUAGACUCAUCAUCGAGCUCAGCAUCAGCCCAGAGUUUCUGGCCGAAACUUCGUGCUACUCACCAACGGCCAAAAAAGAGUUUGCCAAACUGACACUCGGGCAGAAGUACAUGGCUAACGCAGCCCCAGCCCCGAAGACAACUCGAAGUGAUCUGCUCGAGCGAUUUCCAGCUCUGGCGUCCUUGGAGCACGGGCCUGAGUACCCGUACUAUGUCGUUGAUCUGGUCACCUACGAGAGAAAAUGGGUCGUCGACUCUAUCAUCGAUACGGGCCUUGUCUGGCCGAACCACGCUCCCUUCCCUGAGGGGGCGGAGCCGGUGUGGACGUGUGUGGGUGUGGUCUGUGUCGAGGAUCCAGGGCACGUCUGGUGUCAGUUCUGCAUCGAUAAACCCAAGCCCAAAGUUGAUGCUAUGGUGGCUGCACUGAGAAGCAUGGCCCCACCCACUGGAGACGAGGUAAUCGAUGACAUUCCUGAAGUUGGGGAUUUCUGCAUUGCAUACUUUGAACCCAAGUAUUGCCACGCCCUUUCUUCUAUCGACAAAGGGGCUCUGUGGGGGCGUGGUCAAGUAUUAGGGGUGGAGCCUGGUGCGAAACUCCGCCUACUCUCGCUCGACUUUGGCACAACUGCAACUCUCCCUCUCUCUCACGUCCGACCUUUCCUGCGAGAGUGCAGUGGAAUACCGCCUUGUGCGGUACCAUGUAAGGUAUUGGGAGUGGCUCCGAUACCAGUCUGUACCGUUGUGCAGGAGAAUGCAGCAGCUGUACUCCGAAACCUGGCCUACGAGGAUGCUGCGUACAGGAAAGAGAUCGUUGCAUUCAAAGGAGUUGAAGCUCUACUCCAGCUGUCCCACAGUUGUGACGUGGCGCGUGGCACAACAGGCUGUGGCUGCUACUGCUCAACAUGACCUCCAGCGAGGGGAGGGAAAUGGGGGAGAGAGGAGUCCUGGGGAGCCUCCUUGAACUGGUAUUAAGAGAGAAGACCCACUCUUCCAUCCUCUACUUCUCGUUGGCAACAAUCCACAACCUCAUCACCGCAAGUCCUCAGAACCUCAAGAGAUUGACCAAUCAGAACGCUGCCGAGAAGCUGUCAGACCUCCUGGAUAAAAGGUCGUUGAAUGGAAAGGCGAAGGAAAUGCUGGAGACGAUUUUGAAAAUUCUGAAUCCAUCGUCUCCAAGACAGAUGUCAUCAAAGAAGUGAGGAUAUUUCUGUAGAAGAAUGCAUGUAGUUCACCCACUGCGAUUUGUGUUUAUUAUUGCGUCAACCACACAAAAGUGGGGAUUACGUGUUUGCAAUUUUGGAACUAUGUAUACAGUAAAUGCCAUUUUAAACCUCUAUCUUGUCUCUCUCUCUAACAAGUGGAGGGAGAGUAAGCACAAUGAGGAUACCUCCUGUGUAUCGUUGCCUGGGUGACCAGGAGCCAGGUAACGAGGUUGAAACGAAGGGGCAGGACGAAGACGAGGAGGUGUCUGGAGCCGUCGUCACGACAAACACUUUUCUCCAUAAUUCCUACAUUGACUUUGAACAAGACGAGCACGUUGUUUCAAGAAUGUUGGUCCGGAGGAUAAGUUAACCCCUUGGAUGCUGCAACGAACAGUCUGUGCCAUGAUGAAUACAGGUGACCGGUGUGUGAUUUACGUGGGCCUGUCUCAGAGCGGUAGAAUUCACGGGGUUAAACUCGACAGGAAGGAGCGAGAUCAUCUGUGUGCAGAUAUCGACAGAAUGAUGAAGGAUGGAUUCAACCCAUGUAUUCAACACAAUCAAUACAAGAUACUAUUUGUGCCAGUGGUGCCUGGUUCGCAUCUGGUUCUUCCCGAGACGUACGUCGUUCAGUUGGAACUAGAGGCCAAGGUCAGCAGAAAGACUGUCUACACCAUCGACAAGGAAGUGGAGGAGGAGAAGAAACAGCAGUACUACCGUCGCUGUGGCAAGACCAACGUUGAAGUGAGCAACAAAAUGAACUAUUCACAUCACAGUGACCUCACUUCUAGUUAAAAGUCUCACGUUCAAUGUCCCAUUUACUUAGGGGUUUACUUGUGCAACUACACAAUUCAUUGGUUGGUCCCAUCACAAAGUCCCAGGUGCCAGUAUAUUCUCUCAUGCUAUAUAGCCCGAGUCAAUUUAUAGAGUAGCCGGAUUUAGAGAGCAAAUAGUGUCUUCCACUCUCUCCCAGAUGUCUCUCCAGGAAAUGGGGGACAGGUUGGCCGAGGAGUCGUCCAAAGAACACGGCAGUGAGAUACAGAGUCUUCUCCAGAAUAUCGACACACUUCGUCUCAGUCUAGACCACGUGACCAAGCGGCUGUCUGGCUACCAGUAGGACUUCUUCUACACAGCAGUGAAAGAACGAAACUCCUCACAUGACUACUGUGAUUACCUCAUCUUGAGAAAAAAUUAGCCUAGUGACUGUCACAGCCUCUGCUGGCUGCCUGUAGGAGUCUACAUUGUAUAUACAAUGGAUCUCGAUCACUAGGGAUCACUGAACUUAACUCCUCAUGACUAUCAUGUGAUCAUUUAUUCAUUUUAACCAUAAUGUAUAUGAAAGAGAC